AUGACUCUGGUUCUGUCCAUGAAUAGAUUCUGCGAGCCCAUUGUCUCGGAAGGAGCUGCCGAAAUUGCAGGGUACCAGACACUAUGGGAGGCUGACAGCUACGGAGGCCCCAGCCCCCCAGGGCCAGCACAGGCUGCUCUGCAGGGAGACCGGGGAGCCGGCCCCCCGCUGGCAGGAUCACAUUACAGGGGAAUUUCAAAUCCUAUAACAACAUCCAAGAUCACAUACUUUAAGAGGAAGUAUGUGGAAGAAGAGGAUUUUCACCCACCACUCAGCAGCUGUAGCCAUAAAACCAUCUCCGUUUUCGAGGAGCGAGCCCACAUCCUUUACAUGUCCUUAGAGAAGCUCAAGUUCAUCGACGACCCUGAAGUGUACCUCCGGAGAUCUGUCCUGAUAAACAACCUGAUGAAGAGGAUCCAUGGAGAGAUCAUCAUGCAGAAUAACUGGUGCUUUCCCGCCUGCUCGUUCAACGGCGCCCCUGCCCAGGAGUGGUUCGUGGCCCAGGACUGCCCUUACCGGAAACGACCGCGGAUGGCCAAAGAGGAGUGUGAGAAGAUCCAUGCCUGCUGCUUCUACCAAGAUUGUGGUGGCCACUAUCUAAAUCUACCCCUUUCUGUCAAUGCUAAUGUUGGAAGUGCCUCCACCACUGCCUCCUCUUCUUCCCCCUCCUCCCCCCCCUCCUCCUCCUCCUCCUCCUCUUCUUCCUCUUCUUCCUCCUCUUCCCCUCUGCCUUUACCAAGUUGUUCCCACCAGGUGGAUUUUGAUGUCGGCAGUGCACCAAUUUACAAGGGUGAUGGCCACAUACCUGCCAGUGAAAUCUUUGUCACUAAUGCCAGGUCGCUUGGUGUUCAGGAAAAGGCCAGAUUACAUGAUGAGAAAUCCCACGAUGACACUGACCGGGCCGGCGGCCCCCUCAGCCACGAACCUGUGGGACACGACCUGGCGUUUGAGUGCAAAGGCCAAUUUUAUGAUUAUUUCGAGACUGGCUACAAUGAGAAGAACGGCGUCAGCGAGUCCUGGAAGAAGUCCUUGAGGAGAAAGGAGCCCUCCCCAGGCAACAAACUGUGCUGCAGCAAAAGGAAGUAG
Messenger RNA from Pipistrellus nathusii (Nathusius's pipistrelle), 1086 nucleotides. Lineage: Eukaryota; Metazoa; Chordata; Mammalia; Chiroptera; Vespertilionidae. The record is from the annotation of a GenBank genome assembly.